AUAGAGGUAGCAGACAAUGAUGCUGAACAGGCAGAGUAUGCGGAAGAGGCUGAAGAUGAAGACCACACUGAACACAUUCAGGAGGAAGAACCACAGGAAACAUCAAUAGACCAUGAAGAUAACGCUAGUAACCAUAGUAACAGUCACUCUAGCAGCAGUAGUCAUAGUGACUCUGAUAGUAGUCAUAGCGACAGUGAAUCAUAUGAUGAUGAAUAUGAAUCCAGUCACCAUAGCGAUGAGAGUGAGCCAGAGGAAGGAGAAAUAAAAGAAGAAAAUCCAAAGAGGAAGAAAAGAAGGCGGAAAAUUCCAGAUGUGAAAAGUGAUGAAAAGUGCUCUGAACCAAAAGAAGAUGAUACUAAAACUGACAGUGUUGUUGGUGAUAAACAAGUGUCUGAUGAUGUGGAUGAAAAAUCAAAUGAAACUGGACAGAAAGGAACUGAAAGUGCUGAGAAGAGUACUGAAGAUGAAAAUGAGAAAGAAAAGGAGGGCCAAAGUGAUAUUGACAAGGAAAAGGUUGAUAAUAAAGCAAAUGAGGAAACACAUGACA
This is a messenger RNA of Owenia fusiformis, 547 nucleotides long. NCBI's taxonomy places the organism in Eukaryota, Metazoa, Annelida, Polychaeta, Sabellida, Oweniidae. The record is from the annotation of a GenBank genome assembly.